AACUAAACCCCAGACAACUAUGUCUACACAACCGGUAAUAACAGUUACCCGACAUUACAAUCUGCGAACUAAAUACAACUUUUUCGAUGACUACGAAAUUAAUAGCCGAUUUAUAACCAGCCGACUGGGUCUAACAAAAUUUGUUAUAUUGCUAUUUUCCCUGAUAUGUCUGAUACUGGUAUUGUCGGAAACCCAGACAGCUGCCUGUUCAAAAAGUGACCGCCGUCUAAGCGAUCAGAUGACCUGCUAUAAGAUAUAUACGGGCGAUCUGUAUUUAUUGUUAGUUAACUUUGGGCACCUGUAUAUUAUAGUACUGAUGGCUAUUACCAGCCUGUUUUCGUCAACCACCGAAACCCUGUUACCAAAGACUACGUUUGACUAUAUCUUUCAUCACAUGGCGUUUGUCUUGUAUCUGAUCGGAGGUGUUUGGGUGCUAAUCGACUCGCUAUCCGAUGGCCGGACAGGUACUAUCAUAGCUGGAUCGUUGUUUGCAUUGUUAUGUUCGGCCGGACAUCUAAUUCAUGGUAUGCUUUCCUAUCAAAAACAUAUCGACGUAUAA
Messenger RNA from Oppia nitens, 559 nucleotides. RefSeq lists its product as uncharacterized. The transcript has 4 exons. The coding region runs from base 20 to 559 and encodes 179 amino acids. The record is from RefSeq and is a predicted model, not a curated record. Lineage: Eukaryota; Metazoa; Arthropoda; Arachnida; Sarcoptiformes; Oppiidae.